CGGCCUCAGACGUAUAAAACAGCUGUUUCAGCAGCGGGGCAGUAGUUCACCAUGGCCCCCCCCAAAAAGCUCCUGGUCGUGUCCUACCUGGCUGUGCUGCUGGUUUUCGUGGACGCCUCCUCCUCCUCCUCAGGCAAAAGAGGGAUUUUCCAUGCAGACCUCAGUCGUCCAGAACUGACAGAUCUGUACAACAGCCGGGUGAUGUCAGCAGAGAAGAUGACGAGACGAAUGGGGUCCAGCUCCUCUGGAUCCGGUAUCUUCAGUCACAGCGGAGUUCGACUGACGCUGGAAGACGGCUCGCAGUGGCUCGUCCAUAAAGGCGACGGAUACGGCGACACUUCAGAGACGGUGGCAACAAGAGCGAGCGGCAUGAGCUCCGACUGGAAGGUGACCCAGACGAAGGACAUCCACGGCUCACAGAGAGUGGCGGACUACGUGCGGGCCGGAGGCUCCGACUACAACCUGAUUACGGACAACUGCCACCACGCGUCUGGCCGGAUGAUGAAGCUGGGAGGCUGAUCCUCCCCCAGUGGAUCUCCUUCACCAAGGAGUCCGUCUUCUUCAUCCAGGAGGUGCAGCUCCGGCUCGGUCCGGGCUUUCCAGAAUCUUCUGAGAUCUUCCUUAAAUGUCUUAAAUGGUGGCUGGCUGACCUCUGCUCUGCUGCAUGAGUCUCCGUUUCUGUAGCUGCUCUCCCUGAAAAGGCUUUUAUCCUCACAAACAUUUGGUGAAAUAAAAAUAUGAAUCCCA
This is a messenger RNA of Oryzias latipes (Japanese medaka), 747 nucleotides long. RefSeq lists its product as uncharacterized. The record is from RefSeq and is a predicted model, not a curated record. NCBI's taxonomy places the organism in Eukaryota, Metazoa, Chordata, Actinopteri, Beloniformes, Adrianichthyidae.